CAAAUUAACAUGACACAAGCAACUUUGUCCGCUCUAGUGCUGGUUUUAAGCUUGACCUAUUGCUUUUCAGCUCCAUUACCACAUGAAGAUGAUUCUGAUCUCACAGAAAAUGAUCUACGCUAUGCUGAGAAAUAUUUAAAUAUACUAUACAGUUCUCCAUCAAACCCUGCUGGAAUGUUGAGAAGUAAAGGUAGCAAAUCUAUGGAAAUGAAACUGAAGGAAAUGCAAUCGUUUUUUGGGCUAGAGGUGACAGGGACGCUAGAUGAAGAUACUAUGGAAAUUAUGAAAAAACCCAGAUGUGGUGUCCCUGACAUUGGACAAUACAACUUCUUCCCAAGAAAACUAAAAUGGCCCAGAUAUAAUCUGACAUACAGGAUUGAGAACUAUACCCCCGAUUUACCCUCUGCAGAUGUUGACCGAGCAAUUAAAAGAGCCCUGAAAGUGUGGAGUGAUGUGACACCAUUAAAUUUUACUAGGCUUCGAACUGGCACAGCUGAUAUCAUGAUUUCAUUUGGAAAGAAGGAACAUGGUGAUUACUAUCCGUUUGAUGGCCCCAACGGUUUGUUGGCUCAUGCUUUUCCACCAGGGGAAAAAAUUGGAGGAGACACUCAUUUUGAUGAUGAUGAGUUUUUCACAAAUGACUACAAAGGAUACAAUCUCUUCAUUGUUGCUGCACAUGAAUUUGGACAUGCACUGGGAUUGGAUCAUUCUAAUGAUCCAGGGUCAUUGAUGUACCCUGUUUAUACAUUUGCAGAAACUAACAGCUUUGUACUUCCAGAUGACGAUGUACAAGGAAUUCAGACUCUUUAUGGUCCAGGUACUCGAGACCCUAAUCCUAAGCAUCCAAAAACACCAGAGAAGUGUGAUGCUGAACUCACAAUCGAUGCAAUAACAGAGCUCAGAGGGGAAAAGAUGAUCUUUAAAGAUAGAUUCUUCUGGCGCCUUCAUCCACAGAUGACAGAAGCGGAACUUGUUCUGACAAAAUCCUUUUGGCCUGAACUUCCAAAUAAAAUUGAUGCUGCUUAUGAGAAUUCAGACAAAGACCUGAUAUAUAUAUUUAAAGGGAAGAAGUUUUGGGCACUCAAUGGAUAUGAUAUUUUAGAUGACUAUCCCAAAAAAUUGUACGAACUUGGUUUUCCUAAAUCUGUAAAGUCUAUCGAUGCAGCUGUAUAUAAUCGGGCAACUGGCAAAGCUCUCUUCUUCACAGGAGACAAAUAUUGGAGUUACGAUGAAGAAAUAAUGAGUGUGGAGAAAGGUUACCCAAGGUUAAUAGCAGAUGAUUUCCCUGGAAUAGGAGACAAAGUGGAUGCUGCUUAUCAAAGGAAUGGCUAUAUCUAUUUCUUCAAUGGACCAUUGCAAUUUGAAUACAGCAUCUGGAGUAAAAGACUAACUCGUGUGAUGAAAACCAAUUCUGUUUUGUUAUGUUAACCUUUUAAAUAAGUAAUUGUUUUCUGUGUCAGACUGUUGAACAGUCUUGUGUAAAUCAUUGACUACUACACAAUUUUCCUUUUCGUCCAAAGAAUAGCUCAGGUUAGCUAGAAAGAAAUGGAUAUUUUUGGAUUGUAAAUAAAAAAGUAGAUUUUAAUAUAAAUACUUCAGUUACUGGAAAAUAAAACUCUAAUAUUAGCAUUAAAAACACUUCACAAAAUUUUAGUUUUUCUUUAAUUGUAUUUUACUUGCAAAUUUAUUGUCAUCAAUGACAUUUUUAAGGCAAAAUCUAUUUAAACUGGAUUAAGGGCUAGAUUACAAGUAAAGCGCAAAAUAUAACUUUCACGAGGGCGAUAUUUGCGUUCCACUUAGUAAAGCCAGCACCCAUUUGCACAAGUUAGGUGUAAUUGCACUGAAGCUUUGCGCUCAAAAGAGUGUGCUUCCAUAGACUCCAUUGGGAGCCUCGUUCUCAUGCUGUAAAUCAUGGCAUGAUAACCUAGCGCAGUGAAGGGGGUAAGCUGCACAGUGAUGGGCAGAAAAUGUAAAUAUAUAUGUUUAUGGAUAUAUGUAUAUACACAUAUUAACACAUAAAUAUAUAUGUAUAUAAGCAUAUACAUAUAUAUUUAUAGAGAACAACCCCACAAAUAGCUUGGUGCAGUUAAAAAAAAAAAGAUGCUCAUAUUUAUUAUUUUUAAAAAGGAACCUAACACUGUAUUUUGGGGGCAUUUUAAAUAUUAACCAUAGGUUUUACCUCUGGUUAUUUUUUUGACCGCUAAUUGCUAUCGCAAGCUCGCGGUUGCAAUAACCAGCCACUUGUAAUGGCUGGUUAUUUAUCACUUGCCCGUAAACAGGCAAAUUUUCCUUUUUACGGGCAUGCCAUAAAUUAGCGCUCCACUUGUAAUCUAGCCCUAAGUAAUUUAUUUCAACACUAUACAACCCACUGACCCAUCAAACAGAAUUACAGUUUUCGGAGAAGUCACAGAGACACCUACAGCUGGUAUUGUGCAAUCCUUUAAAAAAAAUGUAAUGUAACCUUACAAACAAAUAAAUACAUGUAUCGAUUAACAUUCCUGUGGUCAAUCAUAAAAGGUAAAAUAAGGAAUGGAACAUAACAUUGCAACACAAAGCUGUGUCUACACUUGCCAACAUUUCUUGGUCAAUUACUGUAUUUUGCAUAUAUAUUUAAUGACUGAUAUGUUUUGUUUGAAAAACAUCUGGUCUUAUAUAUCGAGCCAAUAAGAUGGGUAAUGAGACUAUAAGUAGUAAUUAUUCCUCUGCGAUUAAAAUGUGCCCCAUAUACAAUCUUCUCUCUAACAAUCUGUGGUGUUAUAUUUUAUUACUUUUUUUAAUCACUCUGCUUUUUUGUGUAAAACUAAAAUAUAUUUUUUUAGUUAUUUAUUUAACUUGGUGUGCUAAAAUAUUAUGUAGUUCUUUAUUAAAUAUAUUCGUAUGUAAAGUCAACAUUUAGUAAAAGGACUUUUAAAAGACAUUAAACACCUCGUGCUUUUGUGGACAAAAAAAAAUAAAUCAGCGGACAGUAGAAAAGCAAAGUGUUUUCUGAGACUAGUGUUUCAAUAAGAAAUAGGAAGAUAUUGUAAGGCAUAGCCAAAUAAAAGUAGACAGUAAUGUUUUUAUAUAUAAAUCACUGUAUUCCUGAAAAUCAUCUCCUUUGUUAACAGGAUCAGAAAUGCAUAAAUAAUGUUCUAGAAACAAAUAUUGCUUUUAAUGUGAUAUAUUUAUUUACUUUGUGUGUGAGACUUCAAUAAAUUGCAUGCUCUCUUCAAAACAAUAAA
This is a messenger RNA of Bombina bombina (fire-bellied toad), 3221 nucleotides long. RefSeq names its product collagenase 3. Gene Ontology annotation, cellular component: extracellular matrix. The transcript has 10 exons. NCBI's taxonomy places the organism in Eukaryota, Metazoa, Chordata, Amphibia, Anura, Bombinatoridae. Gene Ontology annotation, biological process: collagen catabolic process; proteolysis; extracellular matrix organization. The coding region runs from base 10 to 1428 and encodes 472 amino acids. Gene Ontology annotation, molecular function: zinc ion binding; metalloendopeptidase activity. The record is from RefSeq and is a predicted model, not a curated record.